GUUUUGCGUCCAGGCCAGAAAGCAGGAAGUUAAAUAACAUCCACAUCAUAUCCGUCAACCAGAGGAGCAACAACAGCUCUGAGGUAGUCAAAGCAAACUUCUGCUGUCUUUCAAUGUCAUCUGGAGCUCCAAAGGGGGAGAACUGUCUUGUCGAUAUGGACAGUAAAGCUGGAGAUCCGUUCAGUGCUGAAGAUGCUCAUCCAACUGGCACAGGUGGAGGUGGAGUCCUGGCAAAGCUAUGGCUCCCUAAAGGCCUCUCACUAUCUAUGGCUAAAGAAUGGGUCGACAAGCGUCGCGUGUCCAUUCGACCAUGGGCUACCUUUGUGGACCAGCGAAAGUUUUCAAAACCCCGCAACUUCGGAGAGUUGUGUCAGAGGGUGGUGAAAAACGUGGAGACGUUCAACAGCAACUACACCUUCAUCUUCAUGGGUCUCAUCCUCUACUGCAUUAUCAGCUCUCCCAUGCUACUGAUUGCCUUGGCUGUGUUCGCUGGUGCCUUCUACAUAAUCCACCUCAAGUCCCUGGAGUCAAAACUGGUCGUCUUUGGUAGGGAGCUGACUGUCCCUCACCAGAUGAGCCUGGCUGGAGCUGUGUCAUUGCCUGUGUUCUGGUUGGCUGGAGCUGGAGCCGCAGUCUUUUGGGUUCUUGGAGCUACACUGUUCGUGAUUGGCUCUCAUGCUGCGUUCCGUCAGCUGGAAUCAUCCGACUUGGAGGAGCUCCUGAUGGAGCCAGUGUGAGGAGCGGACUGAACUCUCAGCAGGUGCAGGUCAUCGAUCAGUCUGUAUUUUGACCUUGUAAUCAUGUCAGUCGUGGCGAAUCAAGGGAAAAAUGACUCCAGAGUCAGAGCACCCUGCAUUUUAUCUUUAUCAGCAAAUCAAGAAAAGCACCUUGUCCUGCCUCUGAAAUAAUUGUUACUGUAUAGUUAUUUUUUUUUCAAUCUCACUUGUACACAUACAAAUAAUUGGUAUUGGGCAUUUAAGCACGUUAUAUAGAUCAUGCCUUUUUCUUGAAAUAUUAUAAACAUUUAAUGCUUCUGGUUUGUGUCUGCUCCUUGUAACAUUCCUUACACAGUUGGCUUAUAUACCUGCUAUAUUUUGGUGUCGAUGUCUUGGGAAAUGGCUUUUCUUAUGUAAAAAGUAUGUACAUGCAAUGGUCACACUGCUAAGAAUUUUUUUUUCAAAGACAAAGUGCCAUAAAGCUUUAAAAUGUCUUGUAAACGAAUCAUUUACAGAUAAAUUGAAAUGCUUUAUUCUACUGGAUUCAAGGAAACUAAUUUGGUAGGUAGGCUAAGGUCAGUAAUGGUGUUUUAUGAGGGGCAUAAUAUGGUACUCUGACGCUGACAGUUUACAUGUUGAUCAGCUCUGCUUUCAAUAGAAUCAGAUCUGAAGGUCAUUCUAUAACCCUGAAAUAUUUCUUUUUUGAAAUUAAUUUGUCUACAUGUAAGGUGAGUGUUUUUUGUAUUUAAAUGACAUUUUGGAAGGGCAAUAAACCUCUGAUGUAAAGAAA
Messenger RNA from Solea solea (common sole), 1506 nucleotides. It is a transcript of the gene rabac1, whose product is annotated as Rab acceptor 1 (prenylated). Lineage: Eukaryota; Metazoa; Chordata; Actinopteri; Pleuronectiformes; Soleidae. The record is from RefSeq and is a predicted model, not a curated record. The coding region runs from base 114 to 737 and encodes 207 amino acids. The transcript is spliced from 6 exons. Gene Ontology annotation, cellular component: Golgi apparatus.